AUUGUGGUUUUUCCCAUUCUUCGGCGCAUACUAGCUGUGCCUCUUUCGGCCUCUCAACUUGUUUCAUUUUUUUUUGUUCUGGAGUGAACAGUUUUUUAUAUCAAUUUUUUUCCUCUGCAAUUUCUAGGGUUUCUUAAACCCCUAAAACCACUAUGCUAAAUUCCAAACUAGCUAGAGUCGGAGCUUCGGUCGCUAAACACCUCUGCACAAGGAAUUGUACAUCCUUGUGUGGAGUAGGGUAUGUUCGAACAGGAAGAUACCGUUACCUGCAAUCUCCGUUUCAACAGCAUUCAUUUACUAUGUUACACAAGGGAGCCAUGAUGGAAAGACAUAAUUUCCUUUCAACAAUGACUACUAACAACACUACUGAGGAAGGGAGUGAAGAAAAAGAAACGAUAUCUGUAACUUUUAUUGAUAAGGAUGGUGAGGAAAACCAUAUCAAAGUCCCUGUUGGAAUGUCUAUGUUAGAAGCUGCUCAUGAAAAUGACAUUGAACUAGAAGGAGCAUGUGAGGGCUCGCUUGCGUGUUCAACUUGCCAUGUUAUAGUCAUGGACGUAGAACAUUACAAUAAAUUGGAAGAUCCAACCGAUGAGGAAAACGACAUGUUAGAUCUAGCUUUUGGGCUUACUGAAACAUCACGUCUGGGUUGCCAAGUUAUUGCAAAACCUGAACUUGAUGGAAUUCGGUUAGCUGUUCCUGCUGCUACUCGAAACUUCGCUGUUGAUGGUUUUGUGCCGAAACCACAUUAGUAAAUGACUUGGGUUUGGGUUCUAUGCAAAGGGGUAGCUUUCUCAGUUUUGUAGCCUCACUGAUUUAGAUAAAUUACCAUUUAUUGAUCACAGGCAUUAUUUUUGUAUUUUCCGUGAUCACAGCACGUCAAUUUAUCAAUGACAGAGAGAUCAUGGUGUAAUUUUCGACGGGCUACACUUUGGAUGUCAAUAAAUUGUUUGUACUUUUUUGUAUCAAUAACAAGUGACUGGGCGAACGAGCACUUCAAAAAUAUCUGCAUUUAUAAUAGAAAUGGAGUCUUGGAAUGAGUGUUGAGUCAAACCAGACCCCGAUUGUAGA
This is a messenger RNA of Vigna radiata var. radiata (mung bean), 1068 nucleotides long. RefSeq names its product 2Fe-2S ferredoxin. Gene Ontology annotation, molecular function: 2 iron, 2 sulfur cluster binding. Gene Ontology annotation, cellular component: mitochondrion. The transcript is spliced from 7 exons. Bases 153 to 749 code for a protein of 198 amino acids. Gene Ontology annotation, biological process: P450-containing electron transport chain. The record is from RefSeq and is a predicted model, not a curated record. NCBI's taxonomy places the organism in Eukaryota, Viridiplantae, Streptophyta, Magnoliopsida, Fabales, Fabaceae.